Molecule: messenger RNA, 1512 nt
Organism: Nematocida parisii ERTm1
Lineage: Eukaryota; Fungi; Microsporidia
Exons: 1
Coding region: 1-1386 (461 amino acids)
Source: RefSeq, a predicted model, not a curated record
AUGAAGAAUAUUUUGCGCACUCGCAUAGUUACCUUGGGUGUUUGUUCAUUUAUUCUUUUUUCUAUAAUACCUAGGAUAGAUCUAAAGAAUAUUGAUAGAAUUAAUGUGUUUAGUAUUUUAUGUCUGGCAUACUGGAUUGGCACAAAAUAUUACAAAUCUGCAACUAUUCUGUACUUUAUUCUAAACUCAUCUGAUGUUGUUUUUAUGUUGGAGAGUGGUCGGAUGGUUCUGUUUUAUAGUUUGGUGUAUUUUAGUGAGGCUCCUGUUUUAUCUGAUCUCUCGUAUGGCAGAUCUAUCUGUAGAAGUAUUAGAACUAAAAAUUUAUUUCCAUUGGCUGUAUCCGUUAUUGCAGGAGUUUCUCUUGCCAUUUGGAGAGUAGCAAUUUCCGAGAGUGGUUCUAUUUCCGAGAGCACUCCUUUGCGCUCCUCUGAAAGUAUUCACAUGCAAUCUCAAAAAGUUUAUCUUUCCAGCAUGGAUAGUCACUCUAUUAGAAACAAUGAGAAUUUUGGCGAUAAUGGCACAGUAGUAUUUGGAACAAAAAAAGUAUCUGAGCAGACAGAGUGGAAAAUAGUUCUUGAGGGACUUGAAGGAAAUCCUCCUCCACCUGCUGUGAUUACUAGUGGUUCUGUGGUCUAUCUACAGAAUUUAUACACAAAAGAGUAUCUUUAUGUGUUUUGUCUGCCUUCUUCUGGCGUAGCCAGCGGUAAGCAGAAGAUAUUAAGUACUUUGCAAAUAACAGAUCUAAACCAAUUUAUAAUUCUAAACACAGUAGAAGAUACAUCUAAAACUGCACCAAUAUACAGAGAUGGAUCAUUUUAUCUGAAGCAUGUGAGUAGUGGUGUGUUUGUUCGGGUUUGCAAGAAAGUAACGCAAAAAGAUCUUAAACAUUUAGUAGAUGCGUAUGAAAUAUGUGGAGAAGCUCUGGAAGCAAAAAAAUCCAUCAUGGACAAACGGUUUCUGUGGUCAGGCCGAAAAAAUGCUGGGCAUAAAGAAGCCUUUACAAGAAAGAUUACAAGAAUACUAUUGAAAACAUAUAAAGAAGAGCUAAAAAAAAUUAAGAGUCUGUUUUCUAUAAAUGAAGCUGCAAAGAAAGAAAGAGAAACUUUUGAACAGAUUCGUGCUGGUCUAUACAACAAUUAUAACUUAGUUGUAUAUUUAGCGCUGUUUAUGGUUUCUGCUGUGCGUGGCCUACUUGGUAUGGAGGUUAUUUGGGAGCAGGUUAUGUCUUGCUUAAUUGAUAUCUUACUUUGCUUAAUAUUCAAGAAGACAAAUACAAAAGAGAUUGUAUAUGCAAGUAGUGUGGUUGGCAUUCAGCAUGGCCUAAAACUGCAUAAAUUAAUUUCUGAAAUCCUUUCAAAAACACGCUCUAAACUGAAGAAACAGUAAGAUUGGAGGUUUCUUAAUUUUUAAGAUAUCCACUUUUAUAAUCUUUGUGAUGUUUCUGUCUGUUUUCUAGAUUGAUAGUCUUGGAGUACUUUAAAUAUUCUGACACGUCUUGAUCUAUUCUUGCUA